GGGACAACAACUCCCAGAGUGCGCUGCGCCGCCGCCGCGACCAAGAUGGCUGCGCGGGUCACUGCCUUCCUCAAGGAUGUCUGGGCCAAGGAGCCGGUGCUCGUCGUGUCCUUCGCCGUCGGGGGCCUCGCGAUUAUUAUGCCUGUACUCAGCCCCUACACCAAGUACUCAAGCAUGAUCAACUCGGCCACACCCUACAACUACCCAGUGCCCCUCCGAGACAAUGGGAACCUGCCAGAUGUGCCCAGCCACCCCCAGGACCCCAGAGGCCCCAACUUGGAGUGGCUGAAGAAUCUGUGAAUACCUUUGCUUACAGCGGACAGGGAGGUGAACCCCUUCCCUGGGGCCUCAAUAAAAAUGUGAAAACCAAA
Dipodomys ordii (Ord's kangaroo rat) is the source of this 371-nucleotide messenger RNA. RefSeq names its product NADH dehydrogenase (ubiquinone) 1 alpha subcomplex, 3, 9kDa (gene Ndufa3). The record is from RefSeq and is a predicted model, not a curated record. The transcript is spliced from 4 exons. Bases 46 to 300 code for a protein of 84 amino acids. Lineage: Eukaryota; Metazoa; Chordata; Mammalia; Rodentia; Heteromyidae. Gene Ontology annotation, cellular component: mitochondrial inner membrane.